Messenger RNA from Ciona intestinalis (vase tunicate), 2655 nucleotides. The record is from RefSeq and is a predicted model, not a curated record. Lineage: Eukaryota; Metazoa; Chordata; Ascidiacea; Phlebobranchia; Cionidae.
UUCGCCUUUAGAUCAGAGGAUACCAUGUUCGAAGCCAAAAAUUCAAACAAGUUCGAAGCCCUUACCAGUGCAUUUGUGCGAGUGCGUAUCGCAGGGAAAAACAUUUAACGGCAAUUACUCCAAUCCAGUGAUGUAGUUGCUCUACAGGCGUACCCGAUGUUGAAUCCUGACACACACACGAACAGGAUAUUGCCGCAACAGCAGGGCCUAGCAAUUGGUGAAAACAAUAACACCAUAGGCACCACAGCAUUGGUACUGUACAAACAUGCAAUAUUAUUCAAUUUAGUGACUUGUUCGCGUUCGCGCUUGGUGUAAAAAGAGAGUCAGUCGUCUUGUACAUUGAAGUAAUAAGGAGAUAUAAGAAUUUUACCACAGGCAGAAUUUAAAGAUAAGGUAAUUUACAUUUAUUCAAAUAGUGAUCCCAUGAUAAUAUCACAGUAUUCCGACUGGCAUUAUUCGUCACGCAAGGAUAACUCGUAUAGAAAGUAUUCAUUCGAUAUGCUACUUUGAGCAAACACGCUAUUCUACUAUGGCGGCUACUCGCAACAAGGUUUUGCAAGAGAGUUAUUAGCAACAGGUGGUAUAGUAGUGUGAGGGAAGAUGGGACACCCCUAGAACAUAAUAUCCAAAUAUCGUGACCGUAUUUUAAACAAUUAACAACGGUCUAUGUGAGUUGUGAGAAUACAGUUUUAUAAUUUUUUGAAUGUUCAUUGUUUACUGUAUACCAAACGGUGCGAGAAAAAACGAAAAGUUGUCCCACCUUGCUAUAGGAAUUUGACUUCAGGCAGAAAUUAAAAAUGGAAUUAAAAAGUUCGUACCAAGAUAUCGAAAUACCAAAACGAAACUUUGUAAAGUAUAUUUUGGAAACAAUUGAAGAAUAUGGAAGUUCAGCGGCUUGGAUUGACGACGACAACGAUGGAAAAGUUUAUUCAUUUACUACGAUUCGUGAAUCGGUUUUAAAAUGCAGCGACUCGUUUCACAAAGAUGGCGUUCGUCGUGGUGACGUGAUUGUUGUGAUGGGAAAGAACAAACCAGAGCAAAGAAUUCUUAUACUUGCUGCCAUGUAUUGCGGGGCGGUGGUGUUCCCUUGUAAUUAUCUGUCUUCAGCAGAAGAACUGCGACGACGGUUCAAAAUACAGAAACCAGAUGUAUUCAUUGUCGAUACAUGGUGCUUUGAAAUACUGAAUGACGUCAGAGGGGAAGUACCCGACAAUAAGAUAUACGUCAUAGGUGAAUCAAGCAAGCACAAGACGUAUUACUUGACAAUGGAUCACUUGACGAAGCUUCGAGAAUAUCUACCAGCGCAGAAGAUGCAAUUAUCAUGCUAGCUUGUUCUAGUGGAACUACUGGCCCACCGAAGAUAACUCAAAUCAACAGUUAUUCUGUUGAAGCUAGUUUGGCAAUGCUAAAAUUAUCGUACAAACCGUCCCGGUCAAACGUCUUGUACUCAAUGGGGUCAAUGUAUCACAUCAGUAUGUUGCAUAAUAUACCUGAGUAUCUUAUCCAAGGUUCCACCUUUGUCUUCACUCACAACCCUACCGCUCAUUCAAUGUUAGCUGCCAUUGAAAAAUACAAGGUAACAAGCAUAUUUGGGAUACCCUCUAUACUAGUUGACGUCAUCAACAGUGACGUAGCAAACGAUUAUGACCUCACAACCUUGAAUUACAUCUCAGUAUCUGGUGCUUCCUUUGCGGAAGAAUUGAUUUCACGUUUAAAAACAAAGUUUCAAAAUGCUUCCAUUAUUGAUGAAUAUGGAAUGACAGAAGCAUAUGUUCUAACGGUUGCAAACCAAGCUCUGUUAGUGGAUGGCUCGCACGGGUUGGUUGCUCCUAACACUAAGUUGAAGGUGGUGGAUUGCGAUACCGGGAAUAAUUUGGGACCAGGACAGUAUGGAGAAUUACGUUUCAAAGGUCCGCAGAUAAUUUCAAAGGGAUAUCUUGGAAACGAAGAAGCAAAUAAAGCUUUAUUCGAUGACGACAACUGGUUGAGGACAGGGGACUAUGGUUGCUAUGACAACGAUGGCAAUGUUUACGUCAGAGGAAGGAUUAAACAUCUCAUUAAAUACAAUGGAAUAGUGGUUAUCCCGACAGAGCUUGAGUUUGAGCUUCACAAGCAUCCACAAAUCGAUGACGUUGCGGUUAUAGGGGUUACAGGUGUAGUAGGGUACGAGGGGGAAGUCCCAAAAGCGUUCAUCGUGGCUCGCGUUGGUAAUGACUUGAAUGAGGAAGACGUGCAUCGGUAUAUGAAAGGUCGAUUAUCUGACUACAAGCAACUACACGGAGGAGUUGAAUUCAUGAAGGGCUUACCGAAAUUAUCCAAAGGAAAAAUUAUGAGACAAAAACUAAAAAGUUAACGUGCUUACUUGUAUAGCGGUUGAGUGUGUUUCGAGCACAGAUGUAUAUCAUAGUUUUCCAAAUUAACUUAAUGCAUAAAGAUCGAAUAUUAAACAGUCGUGUUGCGUAACUAUUACAUCUGGCGUAACUAUGUUUAAGAUUGAGCGAUACAGUUACCACUCAACCGCUACACAUGUAAUGCUUAUAGGAACGUCCAUACAUGUUGGCCGCUUCAUUUCGGAAUGCAGCAGUUUUUAAACUAAUGGUUAUUAACGUAUUGCCUAAUUUGCUGCGUAGAACGUAAUAAAUAGGAGGUUUAAUU